AGGGGAGAAAACAUAUAUACUCCUUCUCCAUUGCAAGGUUCAUAGCUAAGGGUCCUAUAACAAAACACAGAGAAUAGCAUCAAAAUUUAUUUAGUGUAAGUUUUGUGUGACAGUAAUAAGGAACCUUUGGAAAUGAAGACCCAAAGAAACAGAUGUAUUACUCUCGGUGGAAAUAUUGAGUGCUAAAACAUACAACAAGACAGAUGCUAGCUCUUAUCACCAUGAAGAUGUUACUUCGUGCCAAGUGUUUUCAGCACCUAGUAAUUCCCGGCUCUGUGAGAGCACUGCAUAAAGACUAUAGAAUAGCAACACCGCAGAAUUUUUCCAGCUAUGAAUCCAUGAAACAAGACUUCAAGCUGGAGAUUCCAGAGUAUUUCAACUUUGCUAAAGAUGUCCUAGACCAAUGGACCAAUGUGGAAAAGGCUGGAAAGAAAUCUUCCAAUCCAGCCCUCUGGUGGAUCAAUGAGAAUGGAGAAGAGGUGAGGUGGAGUUUUGAGGAACUGGGAUCUCUGUCCAGAAAAUUUGCCAAUAUACUUACAGAAGCCUGUGCCCUGCAAAGGGGAGAUCGAGUAAUUGUGAUUCUUCCCAGGAUCCCAGAGUGGUGGCUUGCACAUGUAGCCUGUCUUCGGACAGGUACAGUUUUAAUUCCAGGAACCACUCAGCUGACCCAAAAAGAUAUCCUCUACAGAAUACAAUCUUCAAAAGCAAAGUGUAUUAUCACCAAUGACGUUUUAGCCCCAGCAGUAGAUGCUGUUGCACCCAAAUGUGAAAAUCUACACUCCAAGCUGAUUGUGUCUCAGAACUCCAGAGAGGGGUGGGGAAACCUCCAGGAGAUGAUGAAACAUGUCAGUGACAACCACACCUGUGUGAAGACAAAACAUGAUGAAAUGAUGGCCAUUUUCUUCACCAGUGGAACAAGUGGAUCUCCUAAAAUGACCGGGCACACCCAUAGCAGUUUUGGCUUAGGAUUAUCUGUAAAUGGAAGGUUCUGGCUAGAUUUGACACCCUCAGAUGUGAUGUGGAAUACCUCAGACACAGGCUGGGCAAAGUCUGCGUGGAGUAGUGUUUUUUCUCCAUGGAGCCAGGGAGCAUGUGUAUUUGCACACUAUUUACCCCAUUUUGAGCCAACUUCCAUCUUGCAAACACUUUCCAAGUUUCCCAUCACAGUCUUCUGUACAGCGCCAACUGCUUACCGAAUGCUUGUACACAAUGACAUGACCAGCUAUAAGUUCAAAAACUUAAAGCACUGUGUGAGCGCUGGGGAACCAAUCAAUCCUGAAGUGAUUGAACAAUGGAGAAACAAGACCGGCCUUGAUAUCUAUGAAGGAUAUGGACAAACUGAAACGGUCCUAAUCUGUGGAAAUUUUAAGGGAAUGAAAAUUAAGCCUGGCUCAAUGGGAAAGCCUUCUCCAGCUUUUGAUGUUAAGAUUUUAGAUGCACAUGGCAAUGUUUUACCUCCUGGACAGGAAGGAGAUAUUGGCAUUCGAGUUCUACCUAACCGACCAUUUGGUCUUUUUACUCACUAUAUAGAUAAUCCUUCAAAAACAGCUUCAACUCUACGAGGCAAUUUCUAUAUCACUGGGGACAGAGGGUAUGUGGAUAAAGAUGGCUACUUCUGGUUUGUUGCAAGAGCAGAUGAUAUCAUAUUAUCUUCUGGUUACCGAAUUGGACCAUUUGAAGUAGAAAGUGCCUUAAUUGAGCACCCUUCGGUUGCAGAAUCAGCUGUUGUCAGCAGUCCAGACCCCAUCAGAGGAGAGGUAGUAAAGGCUUUUAUUGUUCUGAAUCCUGAUUACAAGUUACAUGAUCAAGAACAACUUAAAAAGGAGAUUCAGGAGCAUGUUAAAAAAACUACAGCACCUUAUAAAUAUCCCAGAAAGGUAGAAUUUAUUCCAGAGCUGCCAAAGACUGUCAGUGGGAAGAUAAAAAGAAAUGAACUGAGGAAGAAAGAAUGGAAAACAGUUUAGAUUCAUUCUAUUAAUUAUUGUGGUAUCUAUAAAUCUAUAGAAACUGCAAGAAAAAAUGUGGUAGCAUGCUUAGGAACUAUAGAUUUAAAAUAUCUUGUGGUUAUGACAUCAGGGCUGAAUUCUUUUUUUUUUUAAACGCUGAGAUUUAGAUGCAUUUUAUUUUAUUUUAUUUUUGGCCGGGGCUGGGUUUGAACCCGCCACCUCCAGCAUAUGGGGCCGGUGCCUUACUCCUUUGAGCCUCUGCAUUAGUGUCAAUGUUGAUAUAAUUUGUUAAUAUAAAAUGAAUGUCAUCAAUUGCUGAGGAAUUCUAAAUAUGUAAUAUAGAACCAAAUCUUUGUCCCAUUGUUUUUCAAAUUUUAGUUAAAUAAUUCUUCUGUUUUUAGUAGAGACAGGUCUCGGUUUUGUUGGUCUUGAACUCCUGAGCUCAAGCAAUCCACCUGCGUAGGCUUCCCAGUGUGCUAGGAUUAUAGGUGUGAGCCACCAUAUCCAGCCUUGAAUAAUUCUUCUGAUAUGUUGAUAUACAAGUCAGAAGCUAUGUUCAAUGUGUGAAAUAACACUAAACAACUUAUUAAAGUUUUUAUAAAAGUAUUAAAAGAAUAUCAUAAUUUUCAGAGAACAAGUAUCUACUUGAAAAUAGACUAGGAAUUUUUAUUCACACUUUUGUUCAAAUAAUCUAAAGAUAGUUUAAAUCUUAUUGCAAGGCCAAA
Molecule: messenger RNA, 2671 nt
Organism: Nycticebus coucang (slow loris)
Lineage: Eukaryota; Metazoa; Chordata; Mammalia; Primates; Lorisidae
Gene: ACSM3
Product: acyl-CoA synthetase medium chain family member 3
Exons: 14
Coding region: 204-1964 (586 amino acids)
Biological process (GO): fatty acid biosynthetic process; acyl-CoA metabolic process
Cellular component (GO): mitochondrial matrix
Molecular function (GO): fatty-acyl-CoA synthase activity; fatty acid ligase activity
Source: RefSeq, a predicted model, not a curated record